Penicillium daleae is the source of this 1146-nucleotide messenger RNA. Its product is annotated as putative protein transport membrane glycoprotein Sec20. NCBI's taxonomy places the organism in Eukaryota, Fungi, Ascomycota, Eurotiomycetes, Eurotiales, Aspergillaceae. Gene Ontology annotation, biological process: retrograde vesicle-mediated transport, Golgi to endoplasmic reticulum. Gene Ontology annotation, molecular function: SNAP receptor activity. The record is from RefSeq and is a predicted model, not a curated record. Gene Ontology annotation, cellular component: SNARE complex; endoplasmic reticulum. Bases 1 to 1146 code for a protein of 381 amino acids. The transcript is spliced from 3 exons.
AUGUCCACCGCGGCUGCUCUUCAGACCCGCUUGAAGGAGCUAUCCGCCACACUCGUCCAGAUCCAACCUCUCGUUGAUCGAUUGCGCAAUUUCACAGCCUCCAUCGGGCAAGGCGAUGAGGCGCGCUUGGAACUUGGCGCGGAGAUACACUCGCAGUUGAAAGAUGCCGAGAGCGAAUUGGAGCUGUUGCGCGGGGAUAUCGAGGCACUAGAUACCGGCUCAGAGGGGAGGAGGAAAUCAACAGUGAAUGGCGGGGAGAAGGAGGCCGAGAAGGAGCGGGUGGUUGCGAUGGCAGGGCGACUGGCGGACGAUUUGAAGAGAACUCGGGGAGAUUUUCGCAAUGCUCAAUUACAAGCUAAGCGGAAUGCUGAGCUUGCGAAGCGUAAGGAGCGCGAGUUAUUGUUAUCGAGGUCGCAAUCUGCAUCUGAGAAGCGGAGUCCAUCUGAAAAGUUCACGCAGGAGGAUCUGGUGUUGAAUGCUUCUAAUGAUGUAACUGCUGCCCUGCGCAGAACACACCAUCUGAUGCAGGCUGAGCUGUCUCGUAGCCAGUUCGCUCAAGAGACCCUCGAACAAUCAACGGCCGCCAUAUCCUCCUUGUCGGAGUCCUAUAGCAACCUCGACACCCUCCUCGCCAACUCUCGCAGCCUCGCCAGUUCCCUCCUCCGCUCUCAAAAAUCCGAUACCUGGUAUCUCGAGACCGCAUUCUAUAUCCUCGUUGGAACGAUCUCAUGGCUGGUCUUCCGCCGCGUUCUCUACGGUCCCAUGUGGUGGCUAGUUUGGCUGCCGGUCAAGUUCGCCAUGCGAUUUGUUUUCGCCAUCCCGGGCGCUGUUGGAAUCUCAAAGGGGUCAAAUGAACUCGCAGCUAGCUCAGUUGCUAGCGAUAUAUCUGCGACUAUUCAACAUGCUGCUGCUGCGGUUACAGGGGCAACUGUAUCGAGCGGUGCUGGUGCAGGGGAUCAUGAGAAGCCCACUGAAGCCGAGAAAGAUCGUAUUAUUGAUAAGAUCGGGCGCAUGGUCGAGGAUGGGAAGUGGGACGGAACUAAUAUCGACGAUAUCUCGCCCGAAGAGAUGGAGAGACAGGAUGAGAUACCUCGCAACACGAAGAAGCGCAUGUACGAGGAGCAAGUAGUGCGGGAUGAGCUGUAG